CUCCAUUGAGAGUAUGAGUGGUCCACUUCCUGGACCGGAGCGUGAGCGAGCAGAGUGGUGGUCAGGACUUGUCGUGUCGUGGAUGGAUAUUGACGGACAUAUAUGCUCCUCACCACUGAUGAAGAGGUGAUAGUACUCGCUGACUGCCAUGAGGACAGAGAGAGGAAGCAUGCUGCAACUCGCCGCGGAGGCUUUCCGGUCCAAGAACUUCGACUUGGCGGCGGAUAUUUACGAGUGUCAGCUGGUGGGAGUCGGAGACCCGGGGAACCGACAGGAGCUGAUGGUGAAGUGGGCUGACGCCCUCGCUCUUGGGGGUAAAUUCCCCGAAGCUUUCGCGGUCUACCGGCAAGCCUCAGAGAUAGAGAGUCUGACACCUGGUCAGCUGGAAAACCUCAUAGAUUUUUUAUCGGGGAGUAUCAGGAGGCAGGACGCGGGUGAAAGCCGGAGCUGUAGCCCGGGGAGAGGAGAGGAGGAGGCGGCGGCGGUGGCGACGGCGGCGGCGGCAGCAGCUACUGCAGCUACUGCUGUCGUUCGCCCCGCUGUCGGUGCCACAGGUUGCGGGCGUCCCGACUUCUCCUGCCCGAUAUGUCUGAGCUUUCUGUUCGAACCCGUGACUUUGCCGUGCGGACACUGCUUCUGUAAGAAGUGUCUGGAGCGAGAGAAGAAGGGGAAGAUUUGUAAGCAGUGCGGGGACAGCAGCGUGUCCGCCGGGCUCCACAGUGAGUACCGGGUCAACGUGAUCCUCAGCGGUCUGUUGACCAAGUGCUUCCCGAGCCUGCAGCAGGCAGGCCGGCUGAGGCGCGAGGGCAAUGGGCUGUACGCUGAGAGGAAGAUGGAAGCCGCGCUGGAGAAAUACAACCAAGCCAUAAUGAUGGCACCAAUGGACCACAUCCUCUUCAGUAAUCGCUCCCAGAUCCACUUAAGUCUAAAACACUAUGAGAAGGCUCUGAGAGACGCAGAGAUGGCCUGCAGACUAAAGCCUCUCUGGUCUAAGGGUCACAUACGUAAGGCCCAGGCGCUGGUGUCGCUGGGCAGAGCAGAGGAAGCCUUGAGAGAGUACCUGGUCUGUUUGUCCAUGGAGCCUGACUGUAGACUGGCUAAGGCCGAGUCUUACAAGCUCCUCAGUCAUCUCCUGGCUCCAGUCAUGGAUCAGGUCCCUGAGCACAUCUUAGACUUCUCCAACAUACUGUCUUCCAGAGCACACAUCAAAAACAGCAUCCCUUCCAGUGCUCCCUUCCAGACUCUUAAUCCUAACAUAUUGCCGUCCGAGUCCAGGCGAACCUCCAGUCCUUCUGCACAAGAGAUGUCAGAUUGCAGCAAGGAUAAAGGUCUGGGAAAACCUGACACCUGGAGGUCCAUUCACAGUUUUAUGCUCAAGCGCAAACGAAGGAACUCGGAGGAGGACGAGAAGGUGGACGGGCAGCGACGGGGGAGGGGCGAUGAACACAAGAGAUUCAGAUCUGAGUCCACGGCUGAGACUGAUUCACUGGGUUCUGAGAUCGCUUCUGUCUUGGACCCGACAGAUCUGGAAUGUUCCCUUUGUAUGAGACUGUUCUAUGAGCCAGUGACGACGCCAUGCGGUCACACCUUCUGUCUUCGGUGUUUGGAGCGGUGUCUGGACCAUAACCCAAAGUGUCCUCUCUGUAAAGAACAGCUGUCUGAGUACCUGGUCCAGAGACAGUACUCUAAGACCCUAUUAGUGGAGAAUCUGAUAUCCAAGUAUCUUCCCUCUGAGCUCAUGGAGAGACAGAAGGUCCACCAGGAGGAAAUGGCUGAGUUCUCCAAUCUGAACAAGAAUGUGCCUAUAUUCGUGUGCACCAUGGCCUUCCCCACUGUGCCCUGUCCCCUCCAUAUCUUCGAGCCAUGCUACAGACUGAUGAUUCGCCGAUGCAUGGAGACGGGAACCAACUGCUUCGGCAUGUGUCUAGCAGACAACCUGAAGGGGUUUGCAGACUACGGCUGCCUGUUGGAGAUCUGUGAUGUCAAGUUCUUCUCUGAUGGUCGUUCAGUGGUGGACACCAUUGGCAGACGGAGAUUCAAAAUCAUCAAGCACAGAGAGAAGGAUGGAUACAAUACAGCUGAUAUAGAGUACCUGGAGGACACCAAGGUGGAAGGUGAAGAAGAGCGUGAGCUGCAGUCUCUGCAUGAUUCAGUAUAUGACCAGGCCCUGGUCUGGGUCAACUCCCUGAGGGAUGAGCAGAAGGCACGCAUCGAAGGACACUUUGGACCCAUGCCUGAGAAAGACUCCGAACUGCAGGCAUCUCCGAACGGUCCAUCAUGGUGUUGGUGGUUACUAGCUGUUCUUCCAUUAGAGGGCCGAGCUCAGCUGCCAUUCCUGGCCCUCACCUCUCUGAAAGAUCGUCUCAGCGGUAUGCGCAAGGUGCUGCUCUUCAUCACCCAGAGCAGACAUCGGUGACGAGCUCUGUCAAAGUAUUCACCCACCUGUCAAAUGCAGUAACCACCUUCCCUGCAUAAACCCUGCCCCAAAGCAGCGGUGGACCUGCUGCUCCUCCUUUUUGAUGCACAAAAAACUGACAGUUCAUUUUGUUGCAUCUUCCCCAUUUUGAAACCAUUCAUUUCAUAAAUCGCUGGAUUUCAGCUGCACCUCGGCAGCGAGAUGAAAUGCAUCUUAGUAAACAGACUUCUUCCUUUCAUAAUGUUGUCAACGCAUCUCACUGAAAAGUAACCACGUUAAGCUACAGUCAGACAGGAGGGAAAACGGGGUUGCAGAAUCGUCACCUUCCAUUGUAACAUUUGAUGUCAUUUGAUCAUCGAUCAUUUGUCGAUGUCAGUGCUAAUGUACACGAGCUGGGUGUACUUUUUUGUUUUAACACCUCAAUGUAAACAGCAACAAGCUGUUGUGCUGAAAUGUCUUCAUCUGUCUCUGCUCCAGUGUUGCCUUUCUGGCCUUUCACCAUUUUUGUAGUUCUCUGCUCUUCCUCUUGCAUACAUGUGCGUGUGUGCAAUGACACAGCAAAAACCAUCUACUUCCUUGCAGUGCAGCUGCCUGUCUCAUCACAGCUUUAAAGCCUAGAUGAGGAAAGUUCAGAAUCAAAUCUAUUGUAAUGGACAACUGACAUUAUUUUCGCAAAUUAAUGUCCCCCAUCCUGUAUAUCGUAAUAUAUACAUCAAAUUUUUGCAAGAGACCAAACUUAUGAUUUGUCUUUAAAUGCACUCACAUGUUCGUGAUUAACAUAAAUACUGUUAAGUUAUGAUUUAAUGCAGUAAUUUAAACUUAUAUUUGGGAGUGAAAUUGGAUAUAGACACAGAUUCACAGAUAAUCUUGACUAUAUAUACCAUAAAUAUGUUUCUCACGCUCAAUUUCUGUCUCAUCAAGCUGACUAUCAAUGGACUGCACUUUUACAUUAGUGUGUUUCAAGGCUUUUGUUAUUGUUUUAUUCAAUCAUUAAUUUUUUACCAUUAUUUAUAUUUAUCAUUAUUUAUGCAUGCAGUGAUAUUGUUUACAUUUUACAGAGAGGGAUGCUGUACUUUGCAAAAUAUCAUUUGACUCCAAACAUUAGCAACACUUUACCUGCUAACAUGGAGCUAACAUGGCUGCCAUUGAACAUUGCAGGGAACCUGAGGGCAUAGUCCCUCCCAGACCCACCACCGUUAAGAUCACUGAUGACCUAGAUCUCUGUAGCAUAUUUAUGGGUCUGUCAUAAUCCAAGCGAUACAGUAGUACUUUGAUUUUACACAUUUGGAUUCCCUCAUUGUCAGCAGCCUCUCUGUUGCCUGUAUAUUUAAACUCCUAAUGCCACAAGAAGUCCCCCUGAGUAUUUAUUGUGACUUAUUUUGCACUUCCAUUCAAAGUAAGGGAAAUAAAUGGCACAAAUAAGAGAUUUGUAUGUAUUUCCACCAUGACAGGAUCGUACUACAUUAUUUGGAUUACCACAGGAUAAAGUUAAAUCACCUGCCAGUUAAAUUAAUCUCUAAGUCUAUGCCAUUUUGCAUUUUGAACAUGACUGCUUAAGAUCUAUGUUCAUUUGACUGUGACUGAUGCUGUUCAUUUAGUAAACGAUAGUAGUGCCUUCUAUACAGAGAAAUGCUGUGGAACUAUUAUUAUGUAUAUACAAACGUGGUAAAUUGUACCCGUGUGAAUGGAACAUUUUGCAUUGAAAAUAUUGUUUCAACGGGAAGGGGAAAAAGAAAUCAAAAAUGGAACAAAAAGAGCUCUUUUUUGAAAGAUAUUCCUUUAAAACAUAGUUUUGAGGGGAGAAAAUAUGUUUUAAAUACUGAGGCCUUGCUGCUGUGCACAACUGUUUUUACAUUGCUCCUCUCUGGAGAAUGUUGAGCUUUGUCUUUAUGUUAUAUACAUGUGUUUGAUUUAAUGUUUCCAUGUCAAUCAGGUUCUUUGUACUUCAUAACUAUUAUAAUGUAUAAAACUUUCAAGUAUAUGGGGUGUUAUGUCAAAUUAUCUACAUUUAUAAUUGUCUUUUGAAAGGGCCAAAGCCAUGUUAUGCAUAAAGAUGUAACACUGAUACAAGUUUAAUAACAUAUUUUUUUAUAUAUUUUUCCCAGUGUUAUUUGUUGACAUAGAAUAUGGCAUUAUUUCAGUAGUUUUUUUCUUUUGGUUUGUUUUUUACAAUUACAAACAGCAAUACUGAAUAAAGUACUAUUGUAUGAUUUAAUGAGCCACAAAAUGUUUUUUGAAGAGGCAUUUUUAGUAAAACCACUAUGUGAAUGUUAAUGAUACACAUUUCAUUUCCUGUUGCUAAUAAUGAUGACUAAUGUUGCAUUAGUCUUAGUCAACUAAUCGGACUGUACAGGAAAGGGAAAAGCCAAAUGUGAUCACACGUUAAGCAUAAAAAACAUAUCACAAAUAAUAUUUUUUUUCACAAAAAAAAUCUGAAUUGUCCCCAAAAAUAGUUAUUUGUUAAAAUAAUAAUGAUAACAACUCUAAGAGCUGCACUAUCAAAUUGGAAAUUAGUUUAUAGGUAUGUAAUGAUUAACUAAAUUACUUUUUACUUUAUUUUUUGAUAUUUUCUUUUGUUAAAGUUUCAUUGAAAAUGGUGGUAGCCACAUUCUUGUUAGGCUAGAAUUUUGUAAGCUAAUAAGCUAAUUAGCUUGAUAAAUAACCCCCACAAAACCAAUUUUGUCCAAACAUUUGAUUGAACAAACAACACUAUGUUCAAUUAUUUAGAGUUUUAGAGGUGAAACACAUGAAAGUUAUACCAGUUUAACCUAAAUGUACUGCAUACUACAGCUUCCUUGUUAGCAUACAGACCUCAUGAUAUCCAGAUAGCGCUUCACAAAUAAAAUGAAUAAGUGUAGAAGACUAUGUUUAAACAAUUCUUCUAGACUGCAUGUAUGGGCUCACACAUAAAAUAUGCUUAAUGUAAUAUAUGUUUGUAGUCAUUCAUUCAUUCGACCCACAUUAGCAGCAAUGCAGCAACUUUGAAUGUGACAAUUUUUUCUACUAUAUCCAUAGCCUUAAUUAAGGACUGUCUUAGAGGAAACAUAUGUGUUGGCAAACAGCACAGGUUAUAAGUGGAAGUUGGAAUAUAAAUACAUUGGCAUGAGUCUUGGUGUCAUCUUCUUCUUAAAGAGACAUAUGGCAAGCGGUUUUAACAUAGAAUUGGCAGACGGGAUAUUCACUAGUAAUUCUUACUAGUCUUACUCAUCCCAUUGACCUCACAGACAUCCGUAAUUAGUUUUCAACUACUUUUCUAGUCAGUAAUUCAAGUUCAAGAUAUUAUCCUCAAUUGAAGGUAUCUACGUUGUCAUUUUCAUUGCUAUUUUUUUAAAGACGUUCUACCUCUGGUACCAUCCUUGAGCACAAGCAGAUUAGAGCAUCGUGUUUUAAAAGUGAAAUGUUGUACAGCGAUAAAGCCUGUGCUAAAAUGCACCAUUGUUAACACCUCAUGUAUCAUAUGUAUGUAACAUACAGUAUAUGAAAGUUUAUGUCACUUUAUUUGUGAUAAGUUUGAUUCUUAUCCAAAAUACUUCAAUUAUUUGAGUGUCUGAUUUAUCAUCAGUGAUAACUUGAACAGCCUUUUGGAAACAAAGUCACUUUUUUAGGCUUUCAUUGAAGUGAGGUUAAAAAAACCCUGGCUACUGCUUCUCUUACAUAACACGCUUGCUUUGUCAAAUAUUUGGCUUGUAAAUCCUUCAGAAAUAAAAACCGAGCACUUCUAACAUACUCAAAUAUUCUCUCUGACCUAAGUUACUAGUAUUGUUCACCGGUUGACUCUCCAUGGCCUCUAAAUAUGUCGAGUUGAUUUUGCACAAGAUAAAUAUGUGUCUUGAAUUGUUCAGAUGUUUUCUGUACAGUGUGAAGCUACAGUGUGUGAAUAAACCAAAAGGUUUGGGUAUGUGA
Solea solea (common sole) is the source of this 6319-nucleotide messenger RNA. RefSeq names its product LON peptidase N-terminal domain and RING finger protein 3-like. Bases 149 to 2416 code for a protein of 755 amino acids. Gene Ontology annotation, molecular function: protein binding; ubiquitin-protein transferase activity. Gene Ontology annotation, biological process: protein ubiquitination. The record is from RefSeq and is a predicted model, not a curated record. NCBI's taxonomy places the organism in Eukaryota, Metazoa, Chordata, Actinopteri, Pleuronectiformes, Soleidae. The transcript is spliced from 12 exons.